Fomitiporia mediterranea MF3/22 is the source of this 2894-nucleotide messenger RNA. RefSeq names its product phosphatases II. Bases 49 to 2865 code for a protein of 938 amino acids. The transcript is spliced from 6 exons. The record is from RefSeq and is a predicted model, not a curated record. Gene Ontology annotation, biological process: dephosphorylation. Gene Ontology annotation, molecular function: phosphatase activity. Lineage: Eukaryota; Fungi; Basidiomycota; Agaricomycetes; Hymenochaetales; Hymenochaetaceae.
GCUGUACUAUCCAGGACUGACUGCUCAGGUUUGUGCCACUUGUAAGUCAUGGACGCGAUCAAAGUGGCCAAGGUCGAAGCAGUGAAAUGUCGGAGAGCUGGCCGAGCUACAUCUGGCACCUUGCAUUUGACUGCGCAUCACCUAAUAUUCGACGAUGACGAAAAGACAGAAGACGAGGAGUGGAUCCCUUAUCCGAUGAUUUCAUUAGUGACUCGUAUGCCUAUGACGCUUCAGGGAUACUAUCCACUUUCAAUACACCAACGAAACUUUCGUUCCGUAAUGUUAUACUUUCAAAGAGAUGCGGAAUCGCAAGAUGUGUUUGAGAGCAUUCGAGGACUCACAGUGGCCUCAUCCGUAACGCAGCUAUACGCGUUCUUCUACGCUCCAAGCCCUCCAUUAGAAGGAAAGGGUGGCUGGUCACUUUACUCCCCUCGAGAUGAAUUCGCUCGUAUGGGCAUAGGAUCCAGGUCGAAGGCGUGGCGAUUUACGGAUAUCAAUAAAGAUUAUUCCUUUUGUCCGACAUACCCAGCUCGUUUAGUUGUUCCAACCCGAAUAAGCGACACUACACUUCAAUAUGCGUCGAAGUACCGAAGUAAAUGCCGAAUACCAACAUUAGUUUACUUGCACUGGGCAAACUAUGGAACAAUAACGAGAUCAAGCCAGCCAAUGGUCGGAAUUACUAACAACCGGUCGAUCCAGGACGAAAAACUUAUUGAAGCCAUUUUUCAAUCGCAUCAUUCUCCUGAAUCUCGUGUGUCGACCGGACCUGUUUAUGGAGCCACUUCCACAAAUUUGAUAAUUGACGCUCGGCCGACGACUAAUGCUAUGGCAAAUGUCGCAAAGGGGGCUGGUACAGAGAAUAUGGAAUAUUACAAAGAAGGCAAAAAGGCAUAUCUCGGCAUAGAUAAUAUCCAUGUCAUGCGCGAGUCCCUGAGCAAGGUUGUUGAGGCUUUACGAAGUGCAGACGCCUUGGCCUACGGAGGGGAUGACUCUGACUACCAACGGUCAACGUCAAACCCCGUACUCCUUGAUCGUCAGGCCCUUAGACGGUCCGGCUGGCUUCGUCACCUCUCCGCUAUUCUGGACGGCACACUCUUGAUUGUUCGGAACAUUCACGUUAAUUCAUCUCACGUCCUGAUACAUUGCUCCGACGGCUGGGAUCGCACGGCACAACUAUCGUCACUAGCACAACUUUGUUUAGAUCCGUUCUACCGUACAUACAGAGGGUUUCAAGUCCUCGUGGAGAAAGACUGGCUCUCAUUUGGCCAUAGAUUCCUCGAUCGAUGCGGACACCUUUCUUCUGAGAAGUUUUUCAUUUCUGCAACCGAUAUGCCAUCGGGGAGUGGUGGUGCAGAAGCCGCGCAGGCAUUGUUCGCAUCUGUUCAAAAUAGACUCGUUGGCCAGGGCCAUCUCAAAGAGACAAGUCCGGUUUUUCACCAGUUCCUAGAGUGUGUUCGUCAAAUCCAGCGGCAAAACCCUGGCCGCUUUGAGUUCAAUUCCCGUUUCCUGGAAAGGAUUCACUAUCAUCUUUACUCCUGCCAGUUUGGAACGUUCUUGUUCAAUUGCGAGCGGGAACGUAGAUUGGGUGAUAACGCUUCGCCGCCUUGCGAGCGAACUCUCAGUGUAUGGGAUUUCUUAAAUUCCCCUGCAGAAGUUAAAGAAAAUACAAACCCUCUGUACGAUCCGAAGCUGGACGACCCUUCUAGACGCGAUGCUCAAGCGAACAUGGGUGUUUUGUUUCCAGAUCCAAAGGAUGUGCGGUUUUGGAACGAGCUUUAUGGACGGACCGACGAAGAGAUGAAUGGUAAAUUAGUGGCCGCGGAUAUUCAAGGUGUAGAUGUCAUUGGACCUGUCGAGGGCAUGGAAGAUGACCCUAUACCACUCCCUACUGAUGCCACGCCAAGCAGCGGGAUGCACCAAGCACCGGCGAACCAUAUCACAUCCUCCUCCUCACCAUCACGUUCUUCAUCCCCUGCAAUAACUUUGACGUCCUCGGAAGCACUGUCAGGGGAGGUGACCCCGAAGAGACCCACGCAGAGUUCCCCAAGUCGAGCGCUUACAUCGUCGAUGACAAAUCUAGUGCAGCAAAGGCCAGAGACAACUAGACAGGAUAGUUUCCGACCUUUUUCGGCCUCGCCUUCUAACGUCUCACUAAAACCCGGCAGCCCCUCAAGGAACGAGCCGACUGACGCUGCGGUUCGUGAGACCAUUCCCGCACGAGGAAGAACGAGUGCUCAGCAAGCAGAGUUCAUCCCUGAGGGAGUUCGAUCUAUUUGGGGGAAAUUCUCAUCCAAUGCAACAGCUGCUUUCUCUGCAGUUCAGGGUGCGUACGGUGGGAUGUCAAAAGAAAUCAAGAACAUCACUGCAACUCAGGGAUGGGACGGGACGCGUGGUUUGGGCGGGGAACUGGAGAGUCGAACCAGGACUCCAGGUGUACAUGAUGAGGCGGACUGGACAACGCCAAGUUCCACCCCAAUUUCUACACCACUGAGGCGGGAAUCUACCCUUACCCCGUCCUGGGCAGCGGAUGCGAACGUCCCCUCGGAACGCUGGAGGAAUGACCACCGUAAGCCUUCGCUCUCGAAUCUUUCGCUUGAAAACCCUUGGCGAACACAACCACGAGAAAUUCGUUCACCUGCAAGGCACGUGGAUGACAUCUCUUCAUCCUCUGUGUGGGCUGAAGAUACACGACAAUCUCCCAAGUCCCUGCCUCCUGACCCGACGGUAUUGCCAGUUGGGACUGCCCAAGUGCCAUCUCCCAGUCGGAAUAAUCCGGUACACGUCAACCCUGAAGACAAAUCCAGUAGUCCAGAGGUUGCCUUAUCGAAGACAACGAAAGAUGGGGAUCCGCUGGGCGUAUUGUAGCAGUUGCAGCACCAUGUAUCAUUUGUAGU